This is a messenger RNA of Miscanthus lutarioriparius, 1359 nucleotides long. The record is from the annotation of a GenBank genome assembly. Lineage: Eukaryota; Viridiplantae; Streptophyta; Magnoliopsida; Poales; Poaceae.
AUGGGCUGCUGCGGGUCCUCGCUGCGGGCGGGGACGCACCCGGAGAAGAAGCCGCCGGGGAGGGCGGCGGGGGCGCUCCCCCCGCACCGCUCCUCCUACUCGCUGAAUCAGCACCAGGCGCCUGCGCCCUCCGCGGCUCGCGCGGGCGCCGGCGGGCGCCAGGUGCCGCCGCUCAAGGAGUUCUCGCUCGCGGAGCUGCGCGCCGCCACGGGCGGCUUCGCGGCGGAGAACAUCGUGUCCGAGAGCGGCGAAAAAGCGCCGAAUUUCGUGUACAAGGGCCGCCUCGAGGCCAACCGCCGCGCGAUCGCCGUCAAGAAGUUCACCAAGAUGGCGUGGCCCGAUCCCAAGCAGUUCGCGGAGGAGGCCAAGGGGGUCGGGAAGCUGCGCCACUGCCGCCUUGCCAACCUGAUCGGCUACUGCUGCGAUGGGGACGAGCGGCUGCUCGUCGCCGAGUUCAUGCCCAACGACACGCUCGCCAAGCACCUCUUCCACUGGGAAAACCAGACAAUUGAAUGGGCUAUGCGCCUGAGAGUUGCAUACUACAUCGCUGAAGCACUGGAGUAUUGUAGCACUGAGGGAAGGCCUAUGUAUCAUGACCUCAAUGCAUAUAGGGUCCUCUUUGAUGAGAAUGGUGAUCCUCGUCUUUCAUGCUUUGGCCUGAUGAAAAACAGCAGGGACGGGAAAAGUUAUAGCACAAAUCUUGCAUAUACACCUCCAGAAUAUUUGAGAAAUGGAAGAGUAACAUCAGAAAGUGUCAUAUUCAGCUUUGGCACUAUACUGCUGGACCUCCUAAGUGGAAAGCGUAUACCCCCUUCCCGUGUACCAUCCUAUGAGAUGCUUGGCAUUCCAAAGUAUGAAGAAGAAGCACCUCCCCCUCCACAACCACAACACCCUCUUUCUCCCAUGGGUGAAGCCUGUUCUAGGAUGGAUUUGACAGCUAUCCAUCAGAUUCUAGUGAAUACACAUUACAGGGAUGAUGAAGGGAGUAAUGAGCUAUCGUUCCAGGAAUGGACACAGCAGAUGAGGGACAUGUUGGAAGCUAGGAAACGUGGAGACUUUGCUUUUCGUGAUAAAGAUUUCAAGGCAGCCAUAGAUUGCUACACACAGUUUGUUGAUGUGGGGACUAUGGUAUCACCAACAGUGUACGCAAGGCGGAGUUUGAGCCACCUCAUGUGUGACCAACCUGAUGCCGCCCUCCAUGACGCAAUGCAAGCACAAUGUGUGUACCCAGAUUGGCCAACUGCGUUCUACAUGCAAGCUGUUGCGCUCUCAAAGCUGAAUAUGCAGAGCGAUGCUACGGACAUGUUGAACGAGGCGUCGCAGCUUGAAGAGAAGCGGCAGAAGAACACAAAAGCUUGA